This is a messenger RNA of Myripristis murdjan (pinecone soldierfish), 2308 nucleotides long. It is a transcript of the gene rnf128a, whose product is annotated as ring finger protein 128a. The record is from RefSeq and is a predicted model, not a curated record. The transcript has a single exon. Lineage: Eukaryota; Metazoa; Chordata; Actinopteri; Holocentriformes; Holocentridae. The coding region runs from base 418 to 1509 and encodes 363 amino acids.
GCGCUACGGUAACUGCUCUUUGUCUUUUCGACCUGUGCCCACGAAACUGCUCUUAUCGCGGUCUUAUCGUCUUUUCUUUAUUGUGUGCUGUUACUUGCCUCUCAUAACAGCGCAAGUCUGUGUGUUUUACUUCAACUUGUUACAUGCCAGCACCCUGCCCAGGGAGAGGAGUGCUCAGUGUUCAAGGUUCAGGAAGAUAACGAGAGGUGAGUGGCUGACGCAGAGCCCGUGUUGUGUUACCAAAGCCUCAUAUCAGAUUACCGUUGACAGCAGGUUGGGCGAAACUCUAGCUGUAUUCAGAUCAGUGUGACUCCAACAACCAGGAACUGGGACUCACCAACAAAGGAUUACUCCAACAGACUUAAAAAGCUGUAAUUGACCGCUUCAUGUUUUUGUUUUGAGGAGAAGAGCGUUACCAUGGGCAAGAAGACCGAGCGGUAUCUGCUGUUCUUGGUGUAUUUGUCAGGGCUUGUUCACCAUUCGACGGCGAUUGUAUUCUGGACGGCUUUGGUGGAUAUAAGUUUCUAUUCCAAUCAGGCCAACCACACUGUCAACCUAUAUUGUGAGUGUGGUGUGUACGGCCGCAACUCUCCCUUGGAGGCAGUGUCAGGCAUCGUUACGCUGCCGAAUGGAGACCCCAGGGGCUGCGGCCCAGACCCCGUGUACAACCGCAGCUCCAGCUCACCACACUGGAUCGCCCUGGUCAAACGGGGCAACUGUACCUUCAGUGAGAAGAUCAUCGCUGCCAAGCGGCAAGGAGCAGCUGGUGUGGUAGUAUACAAUGUAGAUGGCACAGGGAACAGCACGACUCACAUGGCACACUCUGAUGCCCCUGAUAUUGUGGCAAUCAUGAUUGGCAACAACCAGGGCAUGGAGAUUGCCAACUUUGUUAAAAGUGGACUGGAGGUUAAGAUGCUUAUUGAGGUAGGCACCCCCCAUGGACUCUGGAUGGACACCUACUGGCUCUACUUCCUGUCCAUUGCCUUCUUCAUUGUGACAGCAGCAUCUAUUGCCUACUUUGUGUUUAUCUCUGCCCAUCGACUCCACAACAUGCGAAUGCAGAGGCAAGCUGAGAGGAGGCUGAAGUCUGAGGCCAAGAAGGCAAUUAGUCAGCUAAAAGUACGCAACCUGAAGAGGGGGGAUAAGGAAACAGGGUCUGAUUCUUACACCUGUGCCGUGUGCAUCGAGUCCUACAGGGCAGGCGAGGUGGUGACAGACCUGAUGUGUGGACACAUCUUCCACAAAGCCUGCAUCGAACCCUGGCUGCUUGAGAAGAGGACCUGCCCCAUGUGUAAGUGCGACAUCCUGAAGGCUUUGGGGGUCGAGGACGAGGCUGAAGAGAGCAGUUCUUCAUCUUCACCAGCAGAGGUCACUGUGAUUACAGUCUCAGGAGAGGAACCCUUGUAUGAGGUGCCACUGACUGAACCAACAACCUCUGACCCAGAGAGACAGCAGCGUCACUAUGACAACAAGGCCUUUGAGGGAGACUCACAGGUUGCUAGAGGAUGAGCAGGAGCAGCAGGAAGAACAACAACAAACCAGAGCAGAGACAAGUUCCCUGUUUGAAAUUAAUUGACUUAUUUUUCAGGGCAACAUUGAAUCUCUUUGGCAUAAUGGAAUUAAAUUGCACAUCUUGCAAUGCAGGCACGCUAAAUUAAAAUAUCAAAAGAAUUCCAAAAAUUUAAAUUGCUAAUGCACCUUGUGUACAUAGAUGAUAGUUUCCUACUUGGACAUCAUGACAUCUGAAUUUUGUCUCUCUUGGUGCAAGUGUCCUGUUAUUGGGUGUGUUCAUAAAAUCAUAAAAAGUUUAUAAAAAUGGUUUGGAAGGACAGAAUAUGCUGUGACCACAAAAUGGAAUGGCAAUGAAAUGACGCCACUGUCAUAAAUCUUAUUUGCAUAUCAGGACAUCACGCUGUCAGAUGGGUCUGAGUACACACCAAGCAGUGUGUUAUAGAGGAACAGCAACUGAGCAUUUGAAUGCUUAGAUUUGUAGUCAAAUGUUGCCUAAGCUUGUUAGCAAGGUAGCCUCCGUUUCUCACAGUGAAAACCACUCUGUCUCACAGUUUGCCACAAUCUUUUUAGAAUUUCUGAGCAGAAUUUAUAGCUAUAAAUACAUGAAUCAAAACAAGUAGGACAGCUUUUUUUUGUCAGUUUGUUCCUAUGGAAUAGCAGGUUUUUCCAAGUGUCAGAUUGGACUCACCAAUACACCCUUAAGAACACACCCUUUACUGGAAAUGCCACAUAGCACACAUUGCACCUGGGGCGCUGAAUUACAUCAUUUAAAGGGCUGCGAUUCUUUAUGAACAUU